AUCGACAGUAUAAAAACAACUUUGACAGCUGUGCUGCAACGGAGUGAAGAUAUCGUCGAAUGAUAGAAUAACAAACUAAAUAAAUCCACAACUACAAACAACUAAACAACUUUUUUUACUGAACUUGCCCGAAGAACGCAAUCGAUGAACAAUUCAAAAAAUUUAUUCUACUGCAUAAAAAAUGACAUUUACACUGCCAAAAUAUGCCGUUAACCUAACCAAUCAAAACGUCUGUCGCGACAGUGAAUGCUAAAGUGCACAUCGCUAAAACUUAUUAAAAAUAGUUAGCUAGUUAAAAAUAUUGCAGUGAAACUAGUUCGAAGAAAAAUUCCAAUAAAUAACAAUAAAAGAUUUUCGUAUCGAAUUCGUUUAUCGUUGGUUUAUUGCUGUAAAACGACGGAUAACAAAAACAUAAAAGAAGAGACAAAAAAAAAAAAGAUUUUUGCCGAAAGACAAUUUUGAAAUUAUUAAUUCAAUAAUUUUUUCAUAAACUAUUAAUAGUAUCACAUUGUUUUCUUUAUAGAGAAGCAUCAUCUCUCCGUGAUUAGUAAUUCUUUCAUAUAUUGAGUGAAAUUCUUAAUUUGACGCAUCUGAGUGAAGAAUUUAUUCGGCUUCUCGAAGUGAAGUUGUUUGUAGAAGCUACCGGGAAGUAUUUUUAUUGAAGGGUACCUGGAAGUAUUUGAAAUUUGAAUUUGAAAUUUUGUGUAUAUAUUCAAAAAGAAGAUGAACUGGGGCUGGGCAUAUGAAGGCGUCAAUGGUAACAUUCCACGUAAUACGGGACCGGAAUGUGUUAACUAUUUAUCUACUACUCGACAUAUUGUUGAAAGUGUGAUUUUAGUUCCAGUAGCAAUACUCAUUUUCAAAUAUGGUAUGUCAAAACUCCCUCCAUUGCAGUUCAACUUUAGUAGAUACGAUGGUAUUGUAUGCGGCAAGCAAUUGCUUUUGAUCACUAUGACAUUUUUGUUGGGCUUAGAAAUGGGCUUCAAAUUAUGUACGCGCACAGCGAUCUAUAUUUUGAAUCCAUGUCACGUAACAUCAAUGCUACAAAUUUAUUUAUUGGCGGCAAAACCCUCAAAAUGGACCACCACACUGUUCAGAAUACACGUCAACUACUUGAAUGGGCCAUUACUGGCAUUUUUAUUUCCUGAACAUGAUUCAAGAAAAAUUACAUUUGAACUAGCUACCUAUUAUAUUCAACAUGGCCUAAUGUUUGUUAUUCCAGCAUAUUUACUACGACAUGGAGGUCCUUAUGCAGCCGAGAAAAUUAUGGAUUUUAGCUAUAGCAUUGCAGCUUAUGGAAUUUUCAUUUUCUAUCACUAUGGAAUAUUGGAGUUUUUCGCUGUGACAGCGCAAAUCAAUUUAAACCAUAUGAUUUGUCCCGCUAUUUUGGAUCCAUUCCAAGGUACUAAUUACAGACUAAUAGCUUGUAUGCAUCAAAUGAUCCUAUGCCCGAUCAUAUCGAAGUCAUUUGGAUUUGUUUUUUCACCCUCAUCUACUAACACAAAUGAAACAGUAUUGGCUGAAUUUCCAUCAAAUGGAGAAGAUCAUGAACGGAAUGAACGGAAGAAAAACUCGUUACAUCAACAUAAGGUUGAAGACAUUAAAUCUUGCCAGGUGCAAAAAAUGAGCCGUAACAUUAUGGAUGACAUGAAUAAUGUUCUAACACUUGAUAACGCUGUAUUUAAACAAGCGUUACGCAAUAAAUACAAUGUGAAUAAUGUCAACGGAAGGCAAAUUGAAAAUGAUUGUAAUAUUGAUAAUAGUCUUUUGGGUGGUACAUCAAAACAAUACCCAAAUGUUAGCAAUAAAAAGAUACAAUAAUUGAAUAUCAACCUCGAGAAGAAAACAGUACACAUUGCAAAUGUUCUCAGCAAUGAAAUCCCUACUACCGUGCUAGAUGGUGUCGACACGAGUGGACGGAUUUUUAAAUUUAUUUAAACGACGCCAUGUUACUUUACUUGUCCAUUAC
This is a messenger RNA of Contarinia nasturtii (swede midge), 1969 nucleotides long. RefSeq names its product transmembrane protein 164. NCBI's taxonomy places the organism in Eukaryota, Metazoa, Arthropoda, Insecta, Diptera, Cecidomyiidae. The transcript is spliced from 4 exons. The coding region runs from base 724 to 1821 and encodes 365 amino acids. The record is from RefSeq and is a predicted model, not a curated record.